Kluyveromyces marxianus DMKU3-1042 is the source of this 864-nucleotide messenger RNA. RefSeq names its product holocytochrome c synthase CYC3 (gene CYC3). The transcript has a single exon. Gene Ontology annotation, molecular function: holocytochrome-c synthase activity. The record is from RefSeq and is a predicted model, not a curated record. NCBI's taxonomy places the organism in Eukaryota, Fungi, Ascomycota, Saccharomycetes, Saccharomycetales, Saccharomycetaceae. Gene Ontology annotation, biological process: cytochrome c-heme linkage. The coding region runs from base 1 to 864 and encodes 287 amino acids. Gene Ontology annotation, cellular component: mitochondrion.
AUGGGUUGGUUCUGGGCUGAUAAAGUUAACACAAGUUCAGGCACAAAAGCAGCUGCAAAGGCCGAUGUGUCAGCAUGUCCUGUGAUGCAUAAGCCGGCAUCAGACAAGAACGAUAUUUCGGAGUGUCCUGUGAUGCACGGAAACUCAGGAUCUGAGGGCGGGUGCCCAGUGAUUUCAAAGCAUGGUGAUCAGCUUAAUCCCUUGAAUAAUAUUCCUGUUGGUUUGACGCAUGCCAAGCAAGCUGGACAGAAACUGGACUUGCCUACGGAAAGAACCGUUAGUUCCAUUCCUAAGGGUAAAGCCUCUGACGAGGAGUUCUGGGAAUAUCCUUCUCCUCAACAGAUGUACAAUGCGAUGGUAAGAAAGGGUAAGAUCGACCCUUAUACUGGGGAGGAAAUCCCUGAAGAUGCGGUGGAGUCCAUGGUGUUUGUUCACAAUUUUUUGAACGAAGGGUGCUGGCAGGAAAUCCUUGAUUGGGAGAAGAAGUACGUGCAGCAAACACAGUCAUACCCAAAAUUGCUACAGUUCACCGGUAAGCCAGAUCAGCUAUCGCCUAGGGCUAGAUGUUUCAACAUUUUGGGAACGCUAUUUCCCGGACACUUUUCUAGCGAACUUCCCUUUGAUAGACACGAUUGGGUUGUGCUGAGACCUGAUCCUACAUCCUCUGACUCUGAAAAUCCAGGCUACCGUAAGGUUCGUUAUGUGAUCGACUUUUACGGCGGUCCAGAUGACGAGGACGGACUUCCAACUUUCAACCUAGACGUCAGACCAGCUUUGGAUAACUUCACCAACGCGAAAGACCGUUUCGAAAGAUGGAUUACGCCAACUUUGGACAAGUAUUUCAAUUCAGACGAUAAGAAAUGA